Notodromas monacha is the source of this 4334-nucleotide messenger RNA. The record is from the annotation of a GenBank genome assembly. NCBI's taxonomy places the organism in Eukaryota, Metazoa, Arthropoda, Ostracoda, Podocopida, Cyprididae.
GUUAUGACGUUCUUCCCUAGUUUCUCUACAGACAUGUUCGCGUAGUCCGCUGACUUAUGUGUUUAUGUCGUGAUCUCGCUUCCAACAUUUCUUUGUUUGAUUUAUUUUUCAAUAAAGCUGAAUAUUGCCGGACAUGGAGCCAUCAAUAAGCAGGCUUAUAGUGUGCUUCAUGUUGUCAAUAACUCUCCCGGAUGUAAUGAACGCCCAAGAAUUAGAGGGACAAGAAGAAGUGGAAAUCUACGUUGGGAAGUACUUGGGGAAGUUGAAUUCCUAUCAUCAUCAAGUUCAAGGCGAGGUUUAUGCCGUUGACGCCUUCACAUUCUUUGUCAAGGACUUCACGUAUGAUGGCAAUGGCAAAGAUGCAUUCUUUUGGGCGGGAUCCAAUUACCGGCCAGGAUUGCAAGGGUUCAUAGUUCCCAACGAAUACGGCCGAACCAAUGUUCUGGACCGGUAUUUGAACAAAGAUAUUACUUUGACCUUACCGGAUAAGAAGAAAAUGACUGAGAUCAAAUGGCUUGCUGUGUUCGACCUGACGGUGGGGGAAGCUUUUGGGGACGUGUACAUACCUGAAGGUUUUGAACCACCUGGGGCUCAAGUGCUUUCUGAGCUGUCCCGCAGAUCAAACGGAGUUCGUUCGGGUCCGAUCGAAAUCCGGGAUUCGAAGACCAUCGCUGUCCCGGAUUUUCAUUAUGAUGGACAAGCUGAUGAUGCUGUCUUCCUUGUUGGAAAAGGUCCGCAGCCACACCGCGGAGGUUCAAGGGUGCCCGACGAAAAUGGAUACUUGACGAAAUUGAGGCGGUAUACCGGAGAAGAUGUCGUCCUUUUGCUGCCUGGAGAGAUAAACGUAUUCGAGAUUGACUGGGUGGCUGUUUAUGACUUCGCAGCGAACAAAAGUCUUGGUUCAGUAGUUGUUCCGAGUCGACUCAACGUGCCCCCCAGCCUUUUGGAAACCAUUUCCGUCAAAAGCGAUCUGAUUAAUUGCGAGCAACUGCACCGAGACUUGCAAGUGCGAUGGGGGCUAUUCGGACCGCAGUUGACAAUUGAGCUCGUUGGGCUAUUGGGAGCCCGCGAGUACAUGGCAUUUGGCAUCAGUGGGUCGGGAACCGAAUCACAAAUGAUUGGCGGCGAUGUUGCGCUUGCAUACUUCAAUGACCAAGGAGUUGCUUAUGUACAAGAUUACAAUCUUACUGCGAAACAACAGUGCUCUAAUUUGCUGAAUGACCGUCAUCGCGGAGCUUGUACAGAUGAAGUCGUCGGAGGAGUGGGAAGUUACCAGAUUUUGUCGAGUGCUCAAGCAGAUGGACUCAACACUAUCAGAUUCAGACGUCCACAUGCUGACACUGGCGACAACGGCGAUCAACCUUUUCCAGUUGGGAGGGAAGGUGCCAUGAUUUGGGCCAUGGGAAAAUUGGAUGACAAAGGAAAUCCAACUUUCCACCGAGCUUACAACAAGGAAACGCUUCUGCUACAAUUUGAUCGCCCCGAAACGGACAAAUGUCAAAAGAACUUCGUUAAAUAUCGGGAAAAAAAUCAAAAGCCUUGGGGAACUUUCCGACUAACAGACCCAUCUGUGAACUCAUUCAAUGCAUCAUUAGGUCCGCCGGGAAUGCGACGUGGUUAUGAAGGAAUAACAGGUCAAACCCCGGCACAUGUGGUGUGGUACAUCAACGGCUACCUGUCCCCCGAAAUUUAUCUGGAACGGGGGAAAACGUACAAGUUUCGAGUUCGCGGUGGGAACCAACCGCACCAAACUGGCGCAUCCUUUUAUCACCCGUUCAUCAUUACGGAUGAACCACAUGGGGGUUAUGGCUUGCUUACUGAUGAAGAACGUCAGGAAAUCAGGACACUUGCUGGUGUUACGUUCACUCGUCGUGGAUUGCCUGGACCCGUAGCUGCUGGUCCAUUGUGCAUGUGGCGCCAUAACAAAACAGCUGGAGGACACGGAGAUAGACGCCUGGAUGACGAGUUCCCGUCAUUUAAAGCUUUCCGCAACUCUUUGUCGUGGUUUUGUGAACGUGGCGCGGAAGAUGGCGGAGCUAUGCUGCAAGUCACACCGAACGUUAGUUGGCCCGACACCGUUUACUACAACAGUUAUACGACUCGGAAUAUGGGAUGGCGCAUCCGCGUCGUUGAUGAUCUCGGGGGCCUGGUGAACCUUCAGCAACAACAAGCGCCGAAUGCUCCGUCCGCUGCGUCUUCUGUAUGGGAACGAACGAAUUUUCAAGGAAUGCGAGAGAAGAACAAGAACAACUUCCCCCUCCUGUUGGCGAAAUCACGACUGGAAUGGAAAGUGUUGAAGAACGGUUGUAGCAAAAAUCCUUCGCAGUGGAUUUCUUCCCGAUGCGGGCAUGCAUCUUGUUUAGUAGAUGAUCAAAUCUUUGUGUACGGCGGUUUGUCAUCGCUAGCUACCGGCUACAAUGACCUUUGGAGCUUAGAUUUGACGGAAAGACGAUGGUCUCGCAUACCCACUGCUGGGAAUCAACCUUUGCCCAAAGGGGGAGCAACUCUGCUCCCACGCAGAAAUUCCUUGAUUCUUCUUGGUGGAUUCCUUUACUACAUGAUUCGAAGUCCCGAAAACAGCGAUCUCGUAUUGCCUUACCAAGGCUAUAAUCUUAGUCCCUGUGAGCUUCACGUGUUCGAUCGGAAAACACAGGUUUGGCAUCAGUGGACCGGGAACACGAAAGAACCUGUGAAUGUUUGUUACCACUCCGCCACAAUCCACAGAGAUGAAAUGGUGGUUUUCGGUGGACAAAAAGGGACGAAAGAAAUUUCCGACGAACUUUGGUGCUUUAAUUUUGACGACAAACUUUGGCGGCGCCCAGCGAGGAAGGUCGAACUGUGGCCCGCGGCGAGGUGUGUACACUCGCAAUUGGAGUUGGACCAUAACCAUCUGUUGAUCCUUGGAGGAUAUGGCGGACCAAACCGACCUUUGCGAGAUGCAUGGUUGUUGGAGACCCGGAAAAAUCAACAGUGGCUGUGGCAUGAGGUUACUAUCGAGAAUACUGCCCCCCCUGGCGUCUGGUGUCGACCUUUCACCAAGAUUGGACAUCAUGCAGUUGUGAUCAGUCCGUGUGACGAAUGUUGUUUGCACGGUGCUCGCUUUGUUGAUAAAUUCGUAUCCCAUCGUCAUAGGACGCCGGAUCACGAACCUUCAUCUUCAGUGAAUAGUGGUGACCGUAACGUUAAUGGCCAAUACGGCUCCAUCCGUGCAUCUGUAUCUUCCCCGAGUGACACAGCACCCGUGGGUGUCAAAUCCCCAUCACCAUCUUCCAAGCGUCCGAAUGCCCAACGAAACGCUCAGUUGCGACUCGAAAGCCUUCGGCGAUACGAGCAGUGGUUGUUGGCUACAAAAAAGCCCAAGCGUGGGGAGCCGCGUGCUGUAGAUAGCAGCACGUGUUGCACGUUACACGUGUUGGACGUGAGUCGCGUUGUGCGGGAGAAGAAGGCUGUGUGGCUGGAAAACCAUGCACAUUCGCGUUGUGCCCCGGGGCCGACGCACUCCCCGAGGUACUCCUUUCAUUGUGGUCGGAACAGGGAGCUCAUUGUGUUCGGUGGUCUGAUGAACGGCUCGGAAUUGAUGGAAACUACGAAUGACGUGUUUUUCGGGACUGUGCCGUGUGAUGUAGUGCCGUGAUGAUUUGAUGAAUUUGUUCUCUAUGCGUCUUGCAUUUUCAAUUGAGUUAACAAAGGCCGUUUGCUAAAAUACUCGUUUUUCGAUUGAUUCUGUUCGUGGUCAUGUAAUUACGGGUUGUUCACUGAUGCUUUACUUGAUACCGGAAGGAAGUCAGAGGAGGUCGAUUCUCGACUGGGUUCAUUCUAAAUGAAUGAUAUGGAUUCUUCGCCUCAAGUUUGAUGGACCUUUCAGGAUGAUUUUUUCAGCUUUACAAUCACGUGUUGAAAGUAUGAUCUAAUUAGUAGUCGAGAGAUUUUUGCUUUCAUUUUUGUCAGAAAUGGGCAGGGAAAUUUUGUUUCAAGUCGCUGGGGGAGUGAGGAUUAUUGCAAACCGUGUGUCAGUCUGAAACAUCGGGAAAAUAUUCAUGGUGAGUUUUCGAUCUCCGUGAUUUUGCAAAUGCGCAUGUCCGUGUUCUUCCCGAUUUUCUCUGUUGUAGGCUGUUGCAUGGUUUUUGAAGAGGACUGCCUGGAACUUCGUUUGAGUGUGUCUCACAUUUUCGUGUUGCGUGAAAUCUGAGCUUUUGAUUCAUUAACUUGUGGGAGAAUUUGAAGUCCAUGUUCUUUACUACAUAUUGAUUCAAUUUUUUAUUUGUUUGGCUGAUGCUGUUUUUGCUAAGCUCGCACCCUUCAGGUGUGGAUAAUGCAUUUUCAGUUUUCCUUUU